This is a messenger RNA of Sabethes cyaneus, 1973 nucleotides long. RefSeq lists its product as uncharacterized. The transcript is spliced from 2 exons. The record is from RefSeq and is a predicted model, not a curated record. Lineage: Eukaryota; Metazoa; Arthropoda; Insecta; Diptera; Culicidae. The coding region runs from base 104 to 1495 and encodes 463 amino acids.
AAUAAAUACGCGCGAGUGAAGUGUAAAAGGAGAAGUGAAAAUAGUAAAUCACGCAAUUUGUGAAAGCAGUUUAUUUUAACGUAGCUUAUACAGUUAAUAUACAAUGGAGGAUAAUAAAGUAAUGGAUAUAGAGGAACAUCAUUUAGAUGAGGAUGUACUAUCUUGCUCUUCGUCAAUUUUGAAUACGCCUCGCAAUGAGAGGCAAAUGGAUGAUUAUGCAAGUGACUCGGAUGAUGAUGUAAAUGUAACUCUGCUUUCGAGACCACAAAUAGAUAUCAAGACUACUUUGCCCAGGCAGGACCUAACUGGUACUAAACUGGGGACUGACUCAAUCAAACCUCUAAGUGGGGCGGGAAAAAAGCGGUACAGACGCCUUAUUGACAGCGGAAUCAAUCAGGAAGAAGCACGUCGUUUGGCUGCCUUACCUUUGCUCACUCCCAAUUCUGAUCCCGGUAAACGCUUUCGGAACAGCGAGUCCAACAGCAGCGGCGAAAAUCCGCGUCCUAAAAAACAGGGUCGUCCCAUGACAUCAAGAGGGAAUGUGAAUAGAAAAUCUAUUCAACAUCGCUUAGAUCAGAUUAGGGCGGGGCCAUCUGGGACAAUGACUAAACCAUCGUACAGGGAUGUAGUAAAUAGUGUGAAGGUAGGCAUUAUCCCAAAGGACUACCCGAACUCAGAAUUGACGAUGCAACAGUUAAUUGCAACGCAAAAAGCUGUUCUCGGCAAAGUGCUACAUCAACGCAAAGAAAGAGUCAAACCAAAAUUUGGAAAUUGCCUAUUUAGGCCGGGUUACUUAAUUUUAAUCUGCAAAAACCAGGAGACAUCUGACUGGUUAAAAAAUAUCAUUUCAAGUAUAAUUCCAUCAGUGGGAGUAGAUAUAGUUGCAGUGGAUGAACACCAGAUUCCACAACCGGAGACUCUGAUUGGAUUCUUUCCGAUGAGUGUAGAAGAUAGCAACGAAGACAUACUUGCUCUUCUAGAUGCUCAGAAUGAAGGGUUAGUAGUCGACAGUUGGAAGAUAUUUGUGAGGAAAAUCAUAAAUAAACGUCAUGUCGAGCUAACAUUUAGUGUAGAUGGAGUAUCCAUGAGAUCUUUAAAUGAAUGUAAUUUCGUACUGGAUUUUAAAUUCGGUAGUGCUCCUAUCCGGAAGAAAAAUCCCAAAAAAACCAAAACGGAAAGAAUGGAAACAGAUGACACGGAGGCUAUCCGAAUUAAUAGGAAUAUCUGCGAAACUGGUAACGUUAAAAUGAUUGGGACUAACACCAACCAUGACGUCCCAGGACCGAGUGGAAUUCAAAAUUCGGUAAGGACUUCAAGCAACACUACUGAGGUCAACAGUAUUAAAAGGACGCCUGAUGGAACUGGAGACGAAAAAAAAGUCCCAGGAACAAGCGGCGGCCAAAAUACUGGACGAACUCAAUCAAAACAGACAUAUAGAAAAAUUGAUAUCCUAGCAGGCAACAGUGACUGCGGGGUUUUAUUGGGGAACGAGUAGAGGUACCCAAAAAGCAAUCCAACAAUCAUCACAUUCCAUAGUCAAAACAGCAUAAAUUUCAUCCAGAUAAACCUCCAUCACGCAAAGGGUGCAAGUGCUGUACUUUGUAAGAGGUUUAUCCAAAGCAGACUGGAUAUUGCUUUUAUCCAGGAGCCAUGGACAAAUAGAGCAAAAAUAUUAGGAAUUGAUACUAAAUCGUGUAAGUUAAUUUACGACGAAACACAGCAAUCUCCUAGAUCCGCUCUUCUUUUCAAUGGGAAUAUUAAAAUACUACCCAUUACAGAAUUUAUUAAUCGUGACAUUGUAGCGGCAGUAGUGGAAAUUCCCACUACACGUGGAAAAACAGAAAUCUACGUAGCAUCUGCAUACUUUCCUGGGGACGUAGACGAAGUGCCACCCCCGGAGGUUUCAGCUUUCAUAUCGUUCUGUAAAUCACAGAACAAAGCGUAUAUCAUAGGAUGUGAUGCAAAUGCGCAUC